This is a messenger RNA of Aspergillus alliaceus, 1660 nucleotides long. RefSeq lists its product as uncharacterized. The coding region runs from base 249 to 1208 and encodes 319 amino acids. NCBI's taxonomy places the organism in Eukaryota, Fungi, Ascomycota, Eurotiomycetes, Eurotiales, Aspergillaceae. The record is from RefSeq and is a predicted model, not a curated record. The transcript has a single exon.
UUUUACCUCGCAUUAAUGCAUUCUUUGAAGAUGUUACAGCGCUUGGCACGUAAGCGUCUGGAAUCAUUUUGAGGAUUCUCGAGGUUCUUAAUCAGCGCCAUGUACGCGGGUUCUGCAUAAUACGCGGUUCCCGCAGAAUUCGACCGUCGAUAACUUCUGCUGCAUGAAAUCAAGGCCAAAAGCGGGAAACGGGCCUAUUAGAUGCAAAUUUCCAGACUGAUGCAGAAACGUGGCUCUUAUUCCCUCGGAUGUUUUAUCAUAGAUAUACCCGCAUGCACCCCUGUUCUUUCGUUCCCAAAGGGCCUGAGAAUGAGUCCUUAAUGCCCUGUCGAUCAGAUGAAGACUUUACACUUAAGAUGGAAGGUAACCACGACGUCGCCGAAGAGCAGUGGAUGGCCUUGCCACUAUUUAAUCGAGCCUCCUCUCCGGACACUUCACGAAACGUUUCGACAUGCUAUGACCCAGAACCCUUACCCGAAGUACCACCACUACCAUGGUUUAUGGACCAAACAAGAUUGGGUGGACUCCCAGAGAUGCCAGUCCCGUGGCUUAUGGAUACUUCUAUGCUCGGACUCCCUUCAGAGCCGUCCAUAUCAUGGCUCAUGGAUUCUCCCAGCCUCGAAGAACCGUCGAUGCCGUGGAUUAUCGACUCGUCGGGCCUCAAAACCCCCCCAGAUCCGCAGAUCCAGUGUUUUAUCCAGACUCCUCUUCUUGAAGCCCCCUCAGACCCCCCUACGCCUUCAUCCUCACGCAUACGAGAAGGGCCGCCGGCCCCCCCCUGGCGCGACGAGCCGAUUCUUUCUCGCCCCGGAAGCAGCAGUCGCCAUCGAGACUCGCCCCCCGAGCUCCUACCAGACUGCAUCACGCCUCCUGAUUCGACCUCUCUCGCGCGUGCCAAGUGUCCGUUCCCGGGAUGUAAAUCGACGGCGCGUUUCGCGACGCCACGAGACUUUCGACGGCACUAUCGCCAGCAUUUCAAACGAUUUUUCUGCCAUUAUGAGAACUGUCCCCAAUCGGCGCCUGAUCCACACAACCCUAGUAAGCGAGGAUUUGCCACUCGAAAGGAUCGCGACCGGCAUGAAGCUAAGCAUAAACCGGAAAUCCGGUGCCAAUGGCGUAACCAGCACGGCGAGCAAUGCACCAGGGUCUUUAGCCGUAUGGACAAUAUGAGGGAUCAUGUUCGAAGGAUUCAUCAGCGAAAGUCCUAGAGAGUCGAUGCCCUCCCACCGUCCGUAGGACUCCGGAAGUCUUAAACCUUUGUCACAAUGUGACGGUCUUUGGAUUCGCCGAUGCUACCCAAACUAAUGAAGAUUAGCCGCUCUGCAGUCCAUACCACAAGCCUAACAGCAUUAGGUUUAUCUAUCAACACGAGGCAGAAUGAUUCUGGGUUGGCCUGACGAUACGGCCAGUUCUUGAUCUAUCCUUCAGACUAUGUUGAUAUAACAUGUGUUCACUUAUACCCCCCACCAGGAAUUGCACCUUUAUGACUUAAGUCAAAUAGCACUCACGCCUCUCAGCAUGGUUUUGUUUGGGAUAUAACCGGUUUCAUGGAAACGUUUGUGUGAAGCUUACAUUUAUGUAUCGGGAUACAAGCAUCGUUAGGAGAGCAUCCUGAUAGAAAGAUACUCUUGGCUAUAUAAAAUAUAGUGGUAGACCGAGA